CGUCCCGUUCCGUGGCGAUUCGGCCAGUCACGGGGAAUGUCACAACUGGUCGUGGUAACCCAACUGAAGGUAGGUCCUUCAGUGAGAACACUCGUGUAGGGGUCAAGAUAGGCUGAGAACAUUCUAAAUGUCUAAAAUUAGCAUGACUGAUCAUGCACGCUAAUGGAGUUAAGAGUAGUGAUGACAACAUGUCGGAUUCCCACUCCUACUGGGCGGCCAUCUACUACAACAGCUCUAACAGAGACAAGGCGAAUGACAUCAUCAGACAGCUUGCAGAGGACGGCGUGUUCCUUGUUCGAGACGGGACACAAGGAGAUAAAGUUCUAGUCGUCUACGCCGAUAAUAAGCCAAGAAAAUUCAGGAUUGAAAACGUACAAGGAAAAUACUGCUUGGAGAGUAAUCAUGAAGUUGUAUACAGCUCGGUGGAAGAAUUACUGCACUAUUACUAUACCACGUUUCUACCUCAUUAUAACGUGUACCUAACAACUCCUUUUCAACUCCACCCAAGGUUUAGUUCAGACAUGAUGUGGUAACGCUGAAGUGGAUCUGGUGUUAAAAGUUUAAAUAUUUGUGGUCAUUCCAAAGACUCGUUACCCGGAAAUGCACCGGAACCGGAAGUCCAAGGUUCGUGCAUGGUGACUGUGAUUUCUCACAGUGAGGUAACAGGAUAUUGUUGAAUAUAUUCGUCACCAGGGCACAAGUAUGAAACUUAUCAGCCCUCAUCUUGCAUAUAAAUUCUGUCCAUGUUUAGGUUUGUCCUCCGGUGCUAAUUGGCCCCGAAUAUGUAUAUUAUCUGGACUGGUCAUCAUAGUUUGAAGGAUGUAGAUAAUACCAAGAAUGAAAGAUUGAAUAACUGAGCCAUGAACAAUGUCUCUGCUUAUCGUGGCUAGCAUGAGUGGGUGUGUUGGGUUCAACGCUUGUUUACACAAUUACGUUAAAGGGGCGCUGGUUUAAUGUGUGAGAAAUGCCGCAUUUAAGCAGAUCUUUUUGUAUAUUGGUUACAACACAAACGGAAAAGAUGCUGAAAGAACAGGGAUGAUAUUCGGACCGAAUCCUGGAUUCGAACCACAUUUAACAUACCCCGGAAUAAAUUAAGAACAGACAUUAUGUCAUUCGAGUGCGAAUAAUUGUGCUUUUGCAUGUAUUAUCACUUAGCAAGCAAAACAAACCAUUUUAUUAUCUA
Messenger RNA from Haliotis rubra (blacklip abalone), 1183 nucleotides. Its product is annotated as phosphatidylinositol 3-kinase regulatory subunit gamma-like. The record is from RefSeq and is a predicted model, not a curated record. NCBI's taxonomy places the organism in Eukaryota, Metazoa, Mollusca, Gastropoda, Lepetellida, Haliotidae. Gene Ontology annotation, biological process: signal transduction. The transcript has 5 exons. The coding region runs from base 153 to 533 and encodes 126 amino acids. Gene Ontology annotation, molecular function: SH3 domain binding.